AUGUCUGCGUCAGGGGCCACGACCGUGCAGCUGGUCACCAAGCUUGUAAAGCAUGCAGUGGGCAAGACUCAGAUUCACCUGAACCGCUGGCUGCAGAGGACCGCCACAGAUGACUGUGACAAACAUGACAUUCUGAUAUGCAGCGCCUUCGACCAGAGGGGAGCUGGUGUUGGGAAGCCAGAUGGGGACCCUGAGGUGAUCACUGACACUGGAGGGGCGACCUUCACUGGCAGCGGUGGAGAGUUCAGAAACCCCUGCUGCAUCACCACCUUCUGCUUCAAGAGCGCCCUGCUGGCAUGCAUCCUGACAGCUGUGUGCUUCUCCUCAGUUGCCCUUGUGCGACAGUACCUCAAGGACCUUCUGCUCUGGGUGGAGAGCCUGGACAGCUUGGUGGGAGCCAUGCUCUUUAUAGUUGGUUUGAUCAUCGUGUCAUUUCCAUGUGGAUGGGGAUAUAUUGUUCUCAACGUGGCAGCUGGCUAUCUCUACGGCUUUGUGCUGGGCAUGGGGCUUGUAAUGGUGGGAGUUUUAAUAGGGACUUUUGUGGCACACCUGGUAUGUAAAAGAUUAUUGAGUGACUGGGUGCUGAGCAAAGUUGGGAACAGUGACCAGCUCAGUGCUGUUAUACGAGUGGUGGAAGGAGGAAGUGGACUCAAAAUUGUGGCCUUAGCAAGACUUACCCCAAUACCAUUUGGGCUCCAAAAUGCAGUUUUUUCGAUCACAGAUGUGUCCUUGCCAAACUACCUGGUGGCCUCCUCUGUGGGUCUGUUGCCCACACAGCUUCUCAACUCCUACCUGGGCACCACGCUCCGCACCAUGGAGGACGUCAUUGCUGAGCAGAGCAUCAGCGGCUACUUUGUAUUCAGCCUGCAGAUCAUCAUCAGCAUCGGCCUGAUGUUCUACGUGGUCCACCGGGCUCAGGUCGAGCUGAACGCAGCCAUCGCUGCCUGCCAGAUGGAGCUGAAGUCGUCGCACAUGAACGGCUCCUCGGCCAAUCACGGCGGCUUCUCUUACUGCAACAAGAGGGCGGGCUCUGGCAGCGCCGCCUGCAUCAACGUGGUGUGA
Molecule: messenger RNA, 1062 nt
Organism: Nematolebias whitei (Rio pearlfish)
Lineage: Eukaryota; Metazoa; Chordata; Actinopteri; Cyprinodontiformes; Rivulidae
Gene: tmem64
Product: transmembrane protein 64
Exons: 3
Coding region: 1-1062 (353 amino acids)
Source: RefSeq, a predicted model, not a curated record